Messenger RNA from Corythoichthys intestinalis (scribbled pipefish), 1995 nucleotides. RefSeq names its product ring finger protein 114 (gene rnf114). Gene Ontology annotation, biological process: ubiquitin-dependent protein catabolic process; protein polyubiquitination. NCBI's taxonomy places the organism in Eukaryota, Metazoa, Chordata, Actinopteri, Syngnathiformes, Syngnathidae. The record is from RefSeq and is a predicted model, not a curated record. Gene Ontology annotation, molecular function: ubiquitin protein ligase activity. Bases 39 to 722 code for a protein of 227 amino acids. The transcript is spliced from 6 exons.
GUGGUUUGUGGGAAUUGAACACAGUGAAGAGAAAGGAAAUGGCGAUGCUAGGAGGUUUUAGUGCUACACAGCACAAAAAAAACGUCUCCGACACGAACGGCGAUGUAUCAGAAUUUCUCUGCCCUGUUUGUCUCGAGAUAUUUGACAGUCCAGUCACAACACAGUGCGGCCACACGUUCUGCCAGACUUGUUUGCAGAAAUGUUUGCGUCCACAGAAACCCGCGUGUGCUGUGUGCCGAGCUGCGCUAGGCCAUUGCACAAAAGCUGUAGAGCUUGAGGCCCUCAUCCAAUCAUCUGUAGCGGCGUGCAAAGGGUGUGGCGCUCAGGUUGGUCUUUCUCAGAUGAGAACUCACACAGGAGCUUGUCCAAAAUACCAGGAGUACAUUGAGGAAGGAGUUAGGACCACUGCUCAAAGCCAGCCUGCUAUCAUCAGUCCGGUGCCAAAUCGUUAUACUUUUACCUGCCCUUACUGCAACUGCCAGAAUCUUGAUCAAGACGGCCUGGUUGAGCACUGCACUACCCAGCAUGCCCGCGAUUCACGCCAAGUGGUUUGCCCCAUUUGUGCUUCGAUGCCUUGGGGGGAUCCAAACUACAGGAGUACUGACUUCUUCCAGCAUCUGAAGAUUCGACACACGUUUUCAUAUGAUACUUUUGUUGAUUACUCCACUGAUGAGCACACGAUGAUACAGGAGGCUUUACAGCGCUCCCUUCUGGACAACUGAAGUGUGAAAAACACUCCUAAGGAGGAAACGGAGGAUCGAGAUGUGAUUUUUUUUUUUUUUUUUUUUUUUUUUUUUUUAAAGAAGGCAGAACAGCACGCUUGUAUUGUCAUUUGUUAGUCAUAAUAUUGGUGGAUGACUAAUGAGUUUCAGAAGAGAUUGUACCCUUGAAUAUAGAGGUUUGAUAUGGUAGGAAUAAACCAUGCACCACAGUGGAGCAUAUUGUCAGAUUUAUAGGUGUUUGUUUUAUUGUCUCAAAUACUCCUCUCCAUUGCAACCUGUUUAAUAUUUACUCAUCACUAAAUCAAUUCAUUAGUUGAUAGCAAAGUGAUGAAACGGUCUUUUUUCAGUCUUACAGUUCAGUAACACCAUCACGAACCUGACUGAACGGAAGAUUAAUGUUAAUAUUUUAUGGGAAUCCCACACUGAGCGUGGUUCACAGGGUAGAGGGAGGGUGUUGUCCCAUUUAUUUAUACGUUUUGUCCUACUACCCUGGCGUAUAAUGUGUUCAUUUUACAGAUUUUUUUUAACACAUCUGUGUAUAAUCUGUGUUCCAGAAAGGAAAAAUGUGUGGGUCAAACCCAAUUUUUUCCCCCUCAAAUUUAUAGUUCUUUUCUUAUGUAUCUGUUGUCUAUGUGCCUGAUGGUAGAUCUUUCUUAUCCCCCAGUUUCUCAAAUCAUAGGGCUAAUGGUUCAUGGAACAAAUAAUGCAAGUGUGCUGUACUGCAGCCACCUCAGUGAUUUUUAUGUGGCUAAUCUUUUUGCAUGUAUUUUGACCACUGGAGGGCAGUAGCAUCCUAGCCUUCCUCUGGCAGCCGCUUUGGACAGUUGAUACUGUACUACUGUACAUACAUGUGCUCUACUGUACUGCUGCUCUUCAAAUUAUUUGAAGUAGUAUGACUACAAUUUACGUACAUGAGCAGUUCUCGGUCAUAGUCAAGCAGAAUAACAACCGCCCCACUUGUAAACGAUUCACAGGAGAUCAAAUGUAUCUUAUAUUUAGUUUUGUAUGUCAUGUUCCCCAUCUAGUUGCUCCGGAUGCACUUCAUCACUGUUGACUGUUGAAAAUUUGAAGACAAGCAGACAGUUUAAAGGCCAGUCUCAUUGCUUCCUUAAAACGGCAGCAGAUUGUUACACAGCUAUUUCACAUAAUGGCAAUAGUGUGUUUGUGUUCACUGUCAUUGUGUUUUUCUUUGCCAAACACCAGUGUUUUACAUUGACAUGUACUAUGAACAAAGACGUUAUACUUAUGCUGCACAAUAAACCCAGAUGGAGUA